Messenger RNA from Rhinopithecus roxellana (golden snub-nosed monkey), 945 nucleotides. RefSeq names its product selenoprotein K (gene SELENOK). Gene Ontology annotation, cellular component: Golgi apparatus; endoplasmic reticulum membrane. Gene Ontology annotation, biological process: calcium ion transport; endoplasmic reticulum calcium ion homeostasis. The transcript is spliced from 5 exons. The record is from RefSeq and is a predicted model, not a curated record. NCBI's taxonomy places the organism in Eukaryota, Metazoa, Chordata, Mammalia, Primates, Cercopithecidae.
GCUCGGUCGCCCCCGCCUAACCGGAAGUCGCUGGUAUGACGACGCAAAAACGCCCGUCGGGGGCGCGUCUCUUUCAGCAGCCAAUGGGCUCUGCCUACCUUAGUCCUCGUCAUCAUUUUGUCUAAUCGCGGCCUGUGACGCUAGAAGGGCGGGGAGCAGAGGGAGAUACAGAAGCCGAAAGGGGCGAGGCGCCCGGUCGAUCCGAAGCCGGCUAGUGGGAGAAGAUGGUUUACAUCUCGAACGGACAAGUGUUGGACAGCCGGAGUCAGUCUCCAUGGAGAUUAUCUUUGAUAACAGAUUUCUUCUGGGGAAUAGCUGAGUUUGUGGUUUUGUUUUUCAAAACUCUGCUUCAGCAAGAUGUGAAAAAAAGAAGAAGCUAUGGAAACUCAUCUGAUUCCAGAUAUGAUGAUGGAAGAGGGCCACCGGGAAACCCUCCCCGAAGAAUGGGUAGAAUCAAUCAUCUGCAUGGCCCUAGUCCUCCUCCAAUGGCUGGUGGAUGAGGAAGGUAAAUGUCUGCUCUAAGAAGCAGACAACUGGACAUGUGCAUUCACAGCAGAAGGAAACCAUCAAGAAGUGGAAGGUCGACCAUGCUGAGCAAUAGAUGAAUGUGUCUGUCUAAACAAGGACUGCUCUGUGUCCUCACAGAUGAAUGAGGUCAUGCUAGGAAUUCCCUCUGCAGGGAACUGGCCUGACUGACAUGCAGUUCCAUAAAUGCAGAUGUUUGUCUCAUGACCUUUUUGUAUAGUUUAUUAAAGUAUUAAUAUAGUUUUAAUAAGUAAAUAUUUUUAGGUUGCAGAGUGGACUCCUCAUCUUUAUAUUCACGAAAAAACAAUCUGAAGAAAAUAAAAGCCUGUGUAUUUAGCACUGUUAGUGUCACCUUUUCAACUUCUGAAAUACUGUUCAUUGUUAACUUUUUCUCAUUUAUAAAUCACACUAUUUAUUUCA